This is a messenger RNA of Abrus precatorius (Indian licorice), 1628 nucleotides long. Its product is annotated as nudix hydrolase 19, chloroplastic-like. The coding region runs from base 151 to 1365 and encodes 404 amino acids. Gene Ontology annotation, biological process: NAD+ catabolic process; NADP+ catabolic process. The transcript is spliced from 6 exons. Gene Ontology annotation, cellular component: cytosol. NCBI's taxonomy places the organism in Eukaryota, Viridiplantae, Streptophyta, Magnoliopsida, Fabales, Fabaceae. The record is from RefSeq and is a predicted model, not a curated record. Gene Ontology annotation, molecular function: metal ion binding; NADH pyrophosphatase activity.
AACCCUUCAAAACUCACCUACACCCAAUCACCAUGGAAGCAAACAUUGAAGUUUAUCCUCCUUUCUCCUACUAUCCAAUCCUAUUCAAAAUUCUCUAUCUCCCAUCAAACCCCUUUGUCUCUAACAAGAGCUUUCUCUCAAACCCUCACCAUGUUCAUAAACUUUCAGUCUCACACCUUCGCCGGCAACCCUCUACACUCCAAAUUCUCGAGUGAAGCUUCUUCACCCUCAGAAGCUCUCGAAGCCCUCAACUCCAGAAUUCUAAACAACGCACUCUCUUCUUCCUCCCCGAGCUUCAAGGUGCUGCCUUUCAGAAAUGGGAGGCCUUUAGCCUCCUCCACCGCCGGCACCGGCGACUCGCCUCCGAUUUGGCAUCUGGGUUGGAUUGGAUUGAACGAUCUCAGGGGCAUUUUUGAGAAUUCCGGUGCCCAGUUGAGCGUGGACUCGUUGGUGUAUCUGGGUUCGAGUGCAGAGGACAACGCCGUUUACUGGGCAAUCGAUGUUUCCGCUAAGGUACCUGAAUUGGAUAGCAACAUGGAGUUGUGCUUUGUGGAGCUUCGAACGCUCAUGGUGGCUACCGACUGGGCCGAUUCCCAAGCAAUGGGAAACUUGGCUAUUGCAGGUCAUGCUAAGGCACUGCUGGAAUGGCAUAAUAUUUCACGAUUUUGUGGAUAUUGCGGGGAGAAAACAGUCCCCAUGGAAGCUGGGAGAAGGAAGCAAUGUUCAAAUGAUUCAUGCAAGAAGAGGAUAUAUCCACGUGUUGACCCGGUGGUCAUUAUGCUUGUAAUUGAUACAGGGAGUGACCGUGCUCUUUUGGGAAAACGACCGAUGCUUGUACCCCGAUUGUAUAGCUGCUUAUCAGGUUUCACAGAGCCAGGAGAAAGCUUGGAGGAAGCUGUAAGAAGAGAAACAUGGGAAGAGACUGGUAUUGAAGUGGGAGAAGUUGUAUAUCACAGUUCUCAGCCAUGGCCUGUUGGACCAAAUAGUAUUCCAUGCCAGCUGAUGGUUGGAUUCUUUGCAUAUGCAAAAUCCCUUGAAAUAACUGUGGACAAGAAAGAGUUAGAAGAUGCUCAGUGGUUCAGUAGGGAAGAUGUAAGAAAAGCGUUGACGUUUGCUAAAUACAAGAAAGCCCAAAGAACUGCAGCAACAAAGGUGGAACAAAUGUGUAAGCGAGUAGAAAAGAAUCAGAGUUUGGCUGCAGAUUUCACCGUGGAAAGUGCUGAUGAACAUGCUUCGAUAAUUGUUCCUGGACCCUUUGCAAUAGCCCAUCACCUUAUUUCAUCUUGGGCUUUCUCAGAUCAAAAUGUAGGAAAUGGUGUUGAAAGCAAUUCAAAACAACCUGUCGGAUGUAUUACAAAUUCGUAGGAGUGACUGAAAUUCUUUUUCAAGGAAGCUUUGGAAAUAAAGCUUAUGUUAUUACUUAGAAGUAUAAUAUAUCUUUUUAUCUCCAAGAAUGUAUAGGGGUUCUGUGCCGAUGAUGGAAUUUUCCCAUCAAAUCGUUUUGAACAUUCUGCACUUCUGUUAUUGGAGAGCUUGACUUUUGAUUUUGCAUUAUUAUUUCAUGUACAACACGUAUUCUGUAUUAUCUCUGAACCUUAUUAGUAUUAUACAAGACCAUCUGCUUUCUG